CAGGAGAACCCAUGUUUCGUUUUGGAAAGAUAAAGGUUUCAACUUUUUGUGUGUGAUUCAUGAAACCCUCUCUGUUAUUGUCCUUGCGCUUCGCUUUCACCUGAUCCUCUGUUUCUGUUUUUGGAUAAAGUUCCUAAAGUUUUGAGCUUUGUGUCCUCUCUUUUGGAAAAAAAGGCUGAUCUUUUGGGGGGUUUGGUUUCUAAUUAAGGGUCUGUGUGUCUGGUCUUUCUUGGUUUGGUGAGAUCAAGAGCUAUAGAGGAUCUUAGGAGUGAUCAAAACCCCACCAGAUACAGAGGAUCUGUCCCAUAGAUCCGUCAGAUCUGUUCACCAAAGGUACGCACUUCUUCUUGAUUCGCUACUCUUUGGCCAAGCUAGUGUGAGCUGAGUUGGAUGUAGUAUUAUCACUAAAGACCAUCAGACCAUGACUUAGAGAAGAAGGAGUAGAAGAAUAUGAAGUUUGUGUAGCCGUUAAGGUGUGGUGGAAGUAGCAUAAGAGUAGCUAGCUCAUGGACGAGAUUUCACCAGCAGUUGCACUGACUUUGAGCUUAGCCAACACCAUGUGUGACUCAGGAAUCUCGUCGACUUUAGAUAUCACCGAGAUGAAGAAUGUUACUGAUGCAGUUGACAUGUUGUCCCAUCAGAAAGAUCAAAGUUACAGUAAUGGAGAGGUUGAACAUAUGAUGGAAGACAAAACACUAUCUGAAGCUAGAUCCUUGUCUUCUGAUUUAGGCGUAGCUGUCCAAGAAUCAGAAGAAGAUGAGGUAUUAGUAGUAUCUGAUGAUGCGACUAUUAUAAGCGAGGGUUUAAUAGUUGUGAACGCUAGGUCUGAAAUAACUUUGCCAGAUACAGAUAACGGGAGGGUUCUAGCUACGGCCAUUAUCAUAAACGAGACGACCAUAGAUCAGGUUCCCACAGCUGAAGUCCUUAUAACGAGUCUGAAUCACGAUGUGAGUAUGGAAGCGACAGCUUCAGAGGUAGUCAUUAGGUUGCCUGAAGAAACUCAUCAUAACGUUGCAAGAGGAAGCAGGAGUGUCUAUGAACUUGAAUGUAUACCUCUUUGGGGCACUGUUUCAAUCUGCGGUGGAAGAUCUGAGAUGGAGGAUGCUGUCAGUGCUUUGCCUCAUUGUCUGAAAAUACCUAUUAAAAUGCUUAUGGGGGAUCAUGAAGGGAUGAGUCCAAGUCUCACACACCUCACUAGUCACUUCUUUGGUGUAUAUGAUGGCCAUGGAGGCGCUCAGGUUGCUGACUAUUGUCAAGAUAGAAUCCAUUUUGCUUUGGCUGAAGAAAUCGAACGGAUCAAAGAAGAGUUGUGCGAGAGGAACACUGGCGAGGGUAGGCAGGUCCAGUGGGAGAAAGUCUUUGUCGAUUGCUAUCUGAAAGUUGAUGGUGAAGUUAAAGGCAAAGUCAGUAGACCUGUUGUUGGUUCUUCUUCUGAUGAGAUGGUUCUCGAGGCUGUUUCCCCUGAAACCGUGGGAUCAACUGCUGUGGUUGCUCUGGUCUGCUCAUCACAUAUAAUAGUCUCAAACUGUGGUGAUUCAAGAGCUGUCCUACUCCGUGGCAAAGACUCCAUGCCUUUAUCAGUUGAUCACAAACCAGAUAGAGAGGAUGAGUAUGCAAGAAUAGAGAGAGCUGGAGGAAAAGUUAUACAAUGGCAAGGCGCACGUGUUUCCGGCGUUCUCGCCAUGUCAAGAUCCAUUGGUGAUGAAUAUCUGGAGCCAUAUGUGAUACCAGAUCCUGAAGUGACGUUUAUGCCACGAGCAAGAGAAGACGAGUGUCUUAUAUUAGCCAGUGAUGGACUCUGGGAUGUGAUAAGUAACCAAGAUGCUUGCGAGUUUGCAAGGAAAAGGAUCUUGUGGUGGCACAAGAAGAAUGGAGCAUUGCCUUUAGCUGAGAGAGGUGUAGGGGAAGACCAAGCUUGCCAAGCCGCAGCUGAUUAUCUCUCCAAACUCGCUAUUCAGAAGGGAAGCAAAGACAAUAUCUCUAUCAUAGUGGUUGACCUGAAAGCUCAGAGAAAGUUCAAGACCAAAUCUUGAAAACAGUGUACGCUCCAGCUCUUCUUACAAUACUAUAUAAUUUUUAUUAUUUUUUAAUUUCCACAAGUUUUACAUAAAAAAUAAGAAGUGAAAAUGUUGAAGGAGAAGAAGAAUUAAGACCUUGAUGAUAGCUAAAGUCCAUUCCUUUUUCUCAUGGACUUGAAUGUGUAUGUUUGUUAUGUAUAAGAAGAAUAGAAGAAAUGUUCUUUUCUUGUCUUAUAAAAUGUAGAUGGACAUGUUGUGUG
Messenger RNA from Brassica rapa (field mustard), 2278 nucleotides. RefSeq names its product protein phosphatase 2C 7. Gene Ontology annotation, biological process: protein dephosphorylation. Lineage: Eukaryota; Viridiplantae; Streptophyta; Magnoliopsida; Brassicales; Brassicaceae. Gene Ontology annotation, molecular function: cation binding; protein serine/threonine phosphatase activity. The record is from RefSeq and is a predicted model, not a curated record.